Drosophila subpulchrella is the source of this 1611-nucleotide messenger RNA. It is a transcript of the gene T3dh, whose product is annotated as probable hydroxyacid-oxoacid transhydrogenase, mitochondrial. Gene Ontology annotation, molecular function: alcohol dehydrogenase (NAD+) activity; metal ion binding. Gene Ontology annotation, cellular component: mitochondrion. The coding region runs from base 23 to 1417 and encodes 464 amino acids. The transcript is spliced from 5 exons. NCBI's taxonomy places the organism in Eukaryota, Metazoa, Arthropoda, Insecta, Diptera, Drosophilidae. The record is from RefSeq and is a predicted model, not a curated record.
GCUGAUUUCAUUGGCAAACAGAAUGUCGCGGAAGAAUGUCUUAAGUUUGAUCAACACGAUCGUGGCUAACUCUUGCAAGUGCCCCGCCCACUCGCAUAACUAUGGCUCAGCUGCUCCAACGGCCUCCCAAACGGGUCGCAUGGAAUACGCCUUCGAGAUGUCAGCCUCAACAGUUCGCUUUGGACCCGGUGUUAGCGCGGAAGUAGGGGCCGAUCUUCGCAACUUGGGAGCCCAAAAUGUUUGUUUGGUCACCGACAAAAAUGUGGUCCAGUUGCCCUCCGUGAAAGUGGCCUUGGACUCCCUCGCCCGUCAUGGAAUUAACUACGAAAUUUAUGACGAAACCCGGGUGGAACCCACGGAUGGCAGCAUGUGGCAAGCUGCGGAGUUUGCCCGUCAAAAGGAAUUCGAUGCCUUUCUGGCCAUUGGAGGAGGAUCGUCAUUGGAUACGGCCAAGGCAGCCAAUCUAUUUAGUAGUGAUCGGGAGGCUGAAUUCUUGGACUAUGUGAACUGUCCAAUCGGCAAGGGCAAAGAGAUAUCUGUGAAACUGAAACCGCUGAUUGCCAUGCCCACUACUUCGGGAACUGGUUCGGAAACUACUGGAGUGGCUAUAUUUGACUACAAGAAAUUGCAUGCAAAGACUGGGAUCUCCAGCAAGUUCCUAAAGCCCACUUUGGCCAUAAUAGAUCCCCUACACACCUUAUCCCAGCCGGAACGUGUGAUGGCUUUCGCUGGCUUUGAUGUUUUCUGUCAUGCUCUGGAGAGCUUUACGGCCGUGGAUUACAGAGAACGAGGUCCGGCGCCCAGUGAUCCCAGCCUGAGACCAACCUAUCAGGGCAGAAACCCCGUGUCGGAUGUGUGGGCACGUUUUGCCCUGGAGGCGAUACGAAAGAACUUUGUGGAUGCCAUUUACCAGCCUGAUAACCUGGAGGCCCGAUCUCAGAUGCAUUUGGCAUCCACGAUGGCGGGCGUGGGUUUUGGCAAUGCAGGAGUGCACCUGUGCCAUGGACUGUCCUACCCGAUUUCCGGAAAUGUAAGGGACUACAAGCCGAAGGGUUACUCCGCGGAUCACGCCCUAAUCCCUCAUGGUUUGUCUGUGGUGAUCAGUGCUCCGGCGGUCUUUGAGUUCACCGCUCCAGCUUGUCCGGAACGACAUUUGGAGGCUGCCCAGUUGCUGGGCGCAGAAGUACGGGGUGUUCGAAACUCAGACGCCGGUCGUCUUUUGGCGGACACUGUACGCGGUUUUAUGCAACGUGCUGGCAUCGAAAAUGGCCUCCGAGAGCUGGGAUUCUCCAGCAGCGAUGUGCCCGCUUUGGUUGAGGGAACCCUGCCUCAGGAGAGAAUCACUAAACUGGCACCCAGGGCGCAGACAGAGGAGAACCUCUCACAACUCUUCGAAAACUCCAUGGUGGUCUAUUAAUUUGGAAGCUUAACUUACCCACGCUUAACUUGUUUGCUUUAAGAAAAAGUGUUAAACUAACGGAUCCUUGGCUAGAGACUGACCAUACUUGAGCUUUUAAAAUUCCAAUUGAAUAAAUGCAUUUACUAAACUUAGAGUGGACCAUAAUACUUUUGUAUGUAUACAUGUACCAUUAAAAAUCCCAAACAGAAUCA